Messenger RNA from Melampsora larici-populina 98AG31, 432 nucleotides. RefSeq lists its product as uncharacterized. Bases 1 to 432 code for a protein of 143 amino acids. The transcript is spliced from 5 exons. The record is from RefSeq and is a predicted model, not a curated record. Lineage: Eukaryota; Fungi; Basidiomycota; Pucciniomycetes; Pucciniales; Melampsoraceae.
AUGUUAACAGCUUUCCUUAAGAUCUCACUUGUACUAUUUUCCUUAUCAUGGAUUUAUGAUUCAAAGGUUAUAGCCAUAAAUGAUGGGAAAACUUACUCCUGUAGCUGUGCCGUGGAUUUCAGUUACCCAGAUGGUGGGCAAAGUGGUUUGGCACACUGCAACCAGAACCUCGGUGAGGUCGUUAACGAUAUUAGAUAUACUUGCGAAAUCGAUUCAUGCUAUUAUGACGGUCAUCACUACGUUGACAUGAUCGAUUGUGUUCACAACGGAGACAGUGAUAGAAGGCCAAGUAAUCAAAAAUGUUCUCAAUAUCGAUACAUGGGUGAUGUUAAAGGUUUCAGUUGUACAAACCCUGGAAACGCACAUUAUACAUGUCCUUUCAAACAAAACUCUGGUAGAAUGCUGAGAUGUUCCGCAUGCACGAAGGGGUAG